Drosophila erecta is the source of this 1817-nucleotide messenger RNA. Its product is annotated as fibrinogen C domain-containing protein 1. The coding region runs from base 143 to 1660 and encodes 505 amino acids. NCBI's taxonomy places the organism in Eukaryota, Metazoa, Arthropoda, Insecta, Diptera, Drosophilidae. The record is from RefSeq and is a predicted model, not a curated record. The transcript has 5 exons.
CCUCGCAAACUUCAACCGGAACGGACGUACUGAUCGCGGCUCUUCAACUCCCUCAUCUUGCGUGGAACCAGGGAUAGGUGCCAAGUCUCGAGUGAUUCCCAGUGAUUUGUUGCUCUGAGCGGCGCGUAAACAAAGUGACACGAUGAGGCCCCAAUUGGCGACCAUGGGCAUUGGCAUGGUGCUGGCUGCGCUCUGCGGCCUUGGCACUGGUUCCAUUGUGGAAGCUCCCGGAGUCACCCAGGCACCACCGCCACCUCCACUCCCACCUCGCCACCUGCGGAGCAACCAAACGCGGUCGCGCAUGCCCAGCAACUUCCGAAGUACUGCGACCUCCACAAGUCUUCCCAGAUGCGACUACAAGGAGCUCAUGACCAAUCUGCACGAUCGCGUUGGCAUCUUGGUGACCUUGGACGAGGACCAGCGCCACCGCCUGGAAGUCAUCGAUAAGAAAUUGGAUCAGCUAGUGGAAAGCAGUUCAGCCCGCAUGGAAUCGAUGAAGGCCCAGCAAUUGGACUUCCUGCAGAGACUGGACAGCUUUGAGCACAUCCAGCGGCUUUCGAGAAACACUCUGGAUGAGCUUAAAGGUGAAACCGAUCAGGUUUUCGGUCCCCGAAAUAUUAGGGAGCUCAAACACAAGCUAAGAAAUCGCAGGAAGUUGAAGGGUAACCUAAUAGAAAUGUCGAUGUUGUGCUCUGUUUGUGUCUCUGAUAUCUCGCGCACUGUUCGCGACGUCUCACAGGAUCAGUUUUCCAGCCCGGGAACUGGUGUAUUUAACGAAUCCAACUUGAACGUCUCAAGUCGCCUGGAUGCCUUAGCCACUCUCUUGGCCUCCACUGCUCUCGGGGUCAGAUCACUGCAGAUUGAAGUGGCCAAUCUCUCACGGGCCAUUAGGCGCCAGAGCCGUUUGAUCCAGGGAAAGGAAUUGAAGGCGACAGCAGCUCAGGCUCCAAUCUUCUAUGGUCCAAAUGGAUUACAUGAACCCUCAGCGACACGGCAGUUGCAUACUAGUUGUUCCUACUCCUUCCUUGCCAGCCAUGGAGUUCUGAAAAUCCAGCUCACACCCGAAUCGGAAUCCUUCUACGUGUCCUGCUAUGAGGAUUGGACUGUUAUUUUGAGCCGCAGCUCCGAUGAUGUGAGCUUCGAACGCGGCUGGCUGGAUUAUCGCGAUGGCUUUGGAAAUCUGGCCGGCGACUUCUUCAUCGGUCUAAACAAGCUGCAUGCCCUCACUUCAUCGGCCUUGCACGAACUGCGGAUUGAGAUGGAGGACUUUUCGGGCAACGUGGCGUAUGCGGGAUAUUCGUUGUUCGCCAUUGGCAGCGAAAAGGAACUGUAUCCCCUCGUCCUGCUGGGCAAGUUCCAGGAUAAUUUGACUCCCUCAGCUGGAGACUCAUUGACCUAUCAUGCCGGAGCUAGGUUCAGCACUGUGGAUCAGGAUAACGACAACUGCCCCGAGUGCAAUUGCGCCCUGAGACACAAGGGAGCUGGAUGGUUUAAUAACUGCGCCAAGAGCAACUUAUUCGGCGAAUAUACCACGCAGAACUUUGGCCAAGCUGGAGAAACUGGGAUCUGGUGGGAUACAUUCUCAGGAGAGAACUCGCUGAAAAGGGUUCGCUGGCUGAUUCGUCCCGUUGUCGAAGGAUCAGAUGAUGGCAGGCGAUAGGAAAUCUGUGAAACAGCCGUCUCCGAAAUCAGGGAAAACCCACAAUCGAUUGCUUGCAUUUUAGCCCUAGCUUUAGCUUUGAAUCUCUUUGUGCGUGUGUGUGUAAUAUUUAUGGAAAAUUACUUAAUACCUAGAUAAUACAGUAAAUUUACGAGUA